This is a messenger RNA of Aphidius gifuensis, 992 nucleotides long. RefSeq lists its product as uncharacterized. The transcript has 7 exons. The record is from RefSeq and is a predicted model, not a curated record. Lineage: Eukaryota; Metazoa; Arthropoda; Insecta; Hymenoptera; Braconidae. The coding region runs from base 1 to 801 and encodes 266 amino acids.
AUGGAGUCAACUAGUAAUCUUCUUCUAUCACAUUCAGUUGCACUCUACAAAUCUGAGACGAAAAACCUACGUGUUGGAUCGUGGGAAGAUUAUCGAAUUCAUAUUCUUAUUUUAGGAGAUAUCCAUGGUAAAAAAUGGGUACAUGAAAUUUAUAAAUAUCCUGAACUGUUGAGUGAACUAAAAAAUUUAAAGUGCACUGUAAUUGCGCGCAGAUAUUGGGUCUCCGGGUUUUUCAAAGAUUUCCCCAAAAAAGAUAGAGAACUUCAUGAUUUUAUUCGAUAUAAAUUACUCGGUAACCCGACAGAUAUACGCUAUAUAGAAGAGUAUCCGGAAUUAGAAGUGCAGUUUAAAAAAAUCAUACAAAGAGUUAAUGACAAACGUGCUCAAACAAGUGAAAAAAGUUCAACACAGUGUGAAGAAGAUCUGUUGAAGGAUUUUGAGAAGGCUGAUGAGGAUGAUAUGAUGUUUUUAGACAUUGAAAUGCCGGUAGACGAAAUUGUGAUAAACAAUGAAAUCCCGGUUAAUGAGCCUGAACGGGAAAAUGUACCUCUUGAAAAAAAUGACAUGGUUGACACAGGCCGAGAAUAUGAAACAGCAGCGGCUAUGUUUGCCGAUGCACAGUUGGAGAUAAAAAAAAAUGAACCAAUUGAUGAGGAGUUGGUUAAGUUUUUUGCAGAUCUAGUACAAAGUGCUCUUGAAGAAAAUGGACAGAAAAAACAAAAAGAACGCAGUAAAGAUGACAAUACUGAAAAACAGGGAACAGUAUUACCUAUUCGAUCCGGGAAACACGGAAAAAAAUAAUAGCCGUAGAUGAUGAUGAAGAACACAGUAAAGAUGACAAUACAAAAAAAGAGGAUCCAGUAUUACCUAUUCGAUCCGGGAAACACGGAAAAAAUAAUAGCCGUAGAUGAUGAUGAAGAACACAGUAAAGAUGACAAUACAAAAAAAAGGAUCCAGUAUUACCUAUUCGAUCCGGGAAACACGGAAAAAAA